AUGGUGGGUGCAGCUGCCUCGGAAGCCUCUUCCGAUGAUUUCUCAGUUGUGACAAGUCAGCAGGCCGACGUGGCAUCCGCUACGCCUGUGACAAGUCAGCAGGCCGAUGUGAUGCCCGACCCAUUCUUGGCCAUGAACCUUGGUGAGGAGAUGCAGAUGCAGUACCUGUCCGACGCACAGCAAAGGCUGCAGAAUCCCGAGCUGUGGUCAAGCAACGCAGCGGCAGAGAUCCGGCAGCUGGCGUUCGCUGCCAAUCCGGCAGCAAAGGUCGAGCUCGAUGCGCUCUGCCACAAGUACCAGGAGGUCUCCGUUCGGCGUGUCCGGAGCCUCCGAGGAAACAUUAUGGCCAUGGCACAUACCUUGGUGGAGCUGCUCAGUGCCACAAGAGUUGACCACAACAUGCAGCAGGAUGGCCAUAAGGAGCUAGAAGACUGCGCGCCGAGCGUUCUGAAAGCUGCCAUCCAGAACAUCGGGACAGAGUUUGCAACUCAGGAGCAAGAAUACCAACUUCAAUCGAAGAUGCAUUUCCAGAAGGUUGUGCGUUUUUAUGAGGGCUCACGGAUGGACGCCUUGAAGUCUCGGUUUGGAGCUCUUGCUUCGGUUGUGGCUGCCAUGAGUUCCGUGGGCAGUCUUGGCUUGCUUUGGAAGGCCUACUUUGGCAAGUACUGGUUUUCCGAGGAGGAAGUGGCAAUCGUAAGUUUUUGCCUUCCCUAUACGGCCGGUGCAUGGCUCGUGGGUGGAAGUGCAUGGUUGUGGUCUUCUUGGUGUGCUCAGAGGAGAAGGGACAAUGAUAUCCAGGCCAAGGCCCAGUCGCUUGUAAAGAUCGAGAUGGAGCAACAUCAGGCCAUGUGGCACGGUACGAGGAUGGCUGUGGAUGCCGUCAAGGACACCGCCGAUCGGCUUUGUAAUCUAGCCGACAGCCGAACAGAGCGUCGGCAGAUAUUGACAAAGCAGAUGCUGCAAGACCUCUGGACUAUGAGCAUGGCGAUUGACGAGAUGAUCGUCUGGAUGUCUCAGCACGGAUGCUUUCCACCCAAUUACUCGGUGCGGAACAUGGUGACACCGCUUCGCUAUGACAAGAUCUUCAACACCUUCAAGCAGAUUACAAACAGUCUGAAGCCUUCGCUAGGAGGAGCGUAG
This is a messenger RNA of Symbiodinium natans, 1140 nucleotides long. The record is from the annotation of a GenBank genome assembly. NCBI's taxonomy places the organism in Eukaryota, Dinophyceae, Suessiales, Symbiodiniaceae.